AUGCCGGAGGGCACGGUGGUGGCGGCAAUGGUCUUUGAGCCGUCGUCGGUGAGGGAGCGCGGCCGUGGAGGCCGGGCUGAGGUGGUGAUCCCCGACCGGGGGGUCAUGGAGGUGGAGGAUGACACCCCGCCGCGGGCCGUCGUGGCCGAGCGAGCGGGGGCUGAUGGUGGUGGAGGCGGCGUCGUUUUGGAACAGACGCUGUGGGCGGCGGCGUCGGAGGCGCCGCCGGUUUUGGAGGAGGCACAGCGGGCGGCGGUGCCGGAGGUCACCCCGGCAGCUGGGCCGGAGAUGGCAACGCAGGGCAUCCCGGCGUCCGGGUCAGGGUCGGCGACGCAGGGCGUCCCGGAGGAGGUGCUCGCCGCGUCGCGAGCGGCAAGCGAGGAGCACGCCUUGGUGCCCCGACAGGGAGAGCGCCGAGCUGCCGUGCCGCAACCGGUGCGGAGCGGGGGCGCCGUUGUCUUCGGGCCUCAGACCCAGGAGGAGGCAGCGCUGGACGCCGUCAGUCGCUGCCUCCGAGGCCGGACGGAACGGCUCGAGGCGUUCGCCCAGGCCGAGGUGGAGCGGACGCGUGACCUGGAGCGCGCCAUCCUGCAUCUCGACGCAUUUCGGGUCGCCGCCUACAAUCGUCUCCUGGGCAAGCACCGGGAGCUCAUGGAGCGGCUUGCCACCAAGGAGGAGGAGCUCCGAGUCGCCGCAGCCGAGGUGCUGUCCUGGCGGACUCGUCUGCUCUGGGCCGGUCAUCACUACGACCGGCUCAUUGCUGACACCGGCCGUCUUGGCGUCGAGGCGGCGCAUGCGAGGGCGGAGGCAGCCGCGGCUCGGCGGUCUCUCGACGAGGCCAACCGGCUGCAUGAGCAGCUGGCGGGUCACAAGAGCCGCCUCGAGGCCGAGGCCUGUCGCCGCGAGGCGGCCGAGAAGGCGGCCGAAGACAAGGACGCCAAGCUGAAGGCGGCCCUUGCCAAGGCGGCCGAUCUGGAGAAGGCGCUCGAGGAGCAGCACCUAGAAGAGCCCUUCUCCAGCGUCCACUAUCAACGUGACCCGACAGGCGUCGUUGGGUCCGGGACGGAUCCGCGGGUGGCCUGGACCUUCCUGGAGAUCAUCGCUGCCGCUGAGGCCCGCCUGCAGGUUCUGGGAACGCAGUUGGGGCGGCUGUCCCAGGCCGGCACCGCGAUGACGGCGGCCCUAUGGCCGGACUCCGUCCAACCGAGCAGCUUCUCGCGCCUGGCGCGUUGGUCGGAGAUGGGGCCGGACCGGCUUGGCGAGUGGCGCGUCUCCGCCGCUCGUGCCGGUGCUGAGAUGGCGCUCUGGUUCACGCUGUCCUGGCAUCCGGACCUGCAGCUGGACGCGUUGAUGGGGCAGCAGGCCGGUUCGGAGCAGCUCUUGCAGGAGCAAGCCGGCCGGAUCGCCUCCCGGGCCAGCUACAUCGCCGAGUUCGCCUUCCAUGAUGAUUUCCAUCCGGAGCAGACGGAAGACGGCGGGGCCGUGGACGGCGACGACUACGGCUUGCUCCUCCACGAACCGGAGGGGAGCUCGGAGGAGACGGGCGUCUACCACGACGCGGAUGCUGAGGAGGGCACCGGCACCUCGCUGAACCCGGAGGCCGCGAGGGGAGAGCCGUCGAUGUCACGACGCGGCGCUGGAGAUGCCUGA
Molecule: messenger RNA, 1650 nt
Organism: Aegilops tauschii subsp. strangulata
Lineage: Eukaryota; Viridiplantae; Streptophyta; Magnoliopsida; Poales; Poaceae
Source: RefSeq, a predicted model, not a curated record